Messenger RNA from Lizanozyma spartinae, 2277 nucleotides. RefSeq names its product forkhead family transcription factor (gene FKH2). Gene Ontology annotation, molecular function: protein binding; RNA polymerase II cis-regulatory region sequence-specific DNA binding; DNA-binding transcription factor activity, RNA polymerase II-specific. The record is from RefSeq and is a predicted model, not a curated record. The transcript has 2 exons. Gene Ontology annotation, biological process: regulation of transcription by RNA polymerase II. NCBI's taxonomy places the organism in Eukaryota, Fungi, Ascomycota, Pichiomycetes, Serinales, Debaryomycetaceae. The coding region runs from base 1 to 2277 and encodes 758 amino acids.
AUGCUGCUGCAGCACAGCGCACAACACCACAGCUACACGUCACAACCGUUACAUGACAUCUUGACCCAGAUGGCCCCAUCAGAAACCCCGAGAAAAAGAUCCCGUGGUCAUGAUGAAAGUGAAGAUGACGAUUUACCCACGUUUGAGGAUCCUCAAGAUAUGGUGAAUGCGGUGAUCACGGCGUUGACGGUUCCGGAAGAGAAAACCAAUGUUUCCAAAGUUUACGCCAAUGAGAACAAUUUGGCAACAGAAGUCAAGGCAUACGCCAAAAUAGCUGGACAGAAUUGGACCUUUUACGUCAAAUCAUUGGCCAUUUCAAUUGGUAGAAACACCGAUUCAAAUCCCGAAAUUAAUAGCAAUAAUAACUCCAACAGUGCCAACAGUAACAAUGCCGUGGAUAUAGAUUUGGGACCUGCUAAAGUGGUAUCAAGACAACAUGCAACUAUCAAUUAUAAUUUAGAAUUUAGAUGCUGGGAAUUGAAAGUUCUAGGAAGAAAUGGGGCUCGUAUAGACGGAGUUAAGAUCGAAGCAGGGAAGUCUGCUCCCUUGAAUUCAGGUGCAAUAUUAGAUAUUGGUAACACUCAAAUGAUGUUUAUAUUACCAGAUUCUCCCCCUAAAAUACUGCAGAAAAUGCUUUCGGAUUGUUUGAAAAAGUAUAAAGAUAUUAUGAAAUCCAGAAAAUUGACUUCGUCUUCUUCAGUAUCUUCAUUUACAAAUGGAAUAGGUGGUGCUGGUCAAUAUCAAUAUAAUUCCGGCCAUUCUCAUUCAAAUUCAAAUUCACUGUUGAAAUCUUUCCAAAUUUUUGACCAAGCCCAAUUGGGUCAUUCUCCAUCUUCAGCCACUGCAAGCUCUUUACAAAGUAAUCUUGAUCAAGAUUUAUCCAAAGAAGAAGCAAAAGAUAUCAAACCACCUUAUUCUUAUGCCACUAUGAUUACUCAAGCAAUUCUUUCCAAUAGUAAUGGUGUAAUGUCUUUAUCCGAGAUUUAUACAUGGAUUGCUGAUCAUUAUGCUUAUUAUAAAUAUCUGAAAACUGGUUGGCAAAACUCCAUUAGGCAUAAUUUAUCCCUAAACAAAGCUUUUGAAAAAGUCCCCAGAAGACCAAAUGAACCAGGGAAAGGGAUGAAAUGGCAAAUCAGUGAAUCUUAUAAAGAAGAUUUUCUAAAUAAAAUCAAUGAUGGCUCAUUACUGAAAAGUAGAAGAGGUUCAUCGGUUACAAGACAAUUACAAUUACAUUUAGCAACUCAUCGGAACCUUCCUGAACCAGAGAAAUAUUAUAAGGCAACCAUUGAUACAAAUUUGAAUAGGAAAUCAACUCCUCCCUCGGGUCAAUCAUCUGGUGGUACAGUUCAUGCUACGCUCAAUAGAAAUGAAGCUGCCAAUGGAGGGUUUAAUCCUUUAUAUAAUCCACAACAACAACAAAUGCCUCCUAAACUUGGACAACCCAUCCAAUACGCACCUACAAACUUAUCCACUCCAAUUCAUUAUGGUGCUCAACAACAUCAACAACAACAGAUGUCACAAGGAAUUAAUUUCACUAAUUAUAACCAAUCUAGAAACAGUUUUGGGUAUCAGGCACCACCAAUGAUGUAUUCUGGUGGACAAAUGCUUCAACCUAAUUAUCCUCAACAUCUUAAUCAGCAGCCACCACCACAACAAAGUGAAUAUCAUUCUUCAUUAUCGAAGUCUCCAUCAUUGAACUCCCAUAACUUAACUCCAAGAUUACCUAAAGUUGCCAAUGCCAACCUAUACAAUCUCCAACCACCACCUGCUUCGGCCAAUUCUUCUUUGAUUCCUUCACUUCAUUCGCGUCAUAAUUCUAACUCCGCUUCCGGACUUCCAGAUUUGAAUUAUUCCAGUGGGAAUAACGUUAGUACUAGUGAUACUAGUCAUUCCCAUUUAACUACCUCAAAUACUGUCGCCACAGACCCAACUUUGGUGUUCACUAGUCCCAAAAAAAUCGCACCCUUGGAAGCAUUCACUCCUGAACGAGGUUCUAAAUCAACAGGAGGAUCCAACAAGUUGGGGUUACAUAACAGCAUCAGUAAUAACCAAAGUUCACCAGCAUUCUGGAACUUUGUUCAAUUUUCUACUCCUAAUGGUCAGACUCCUCUGAGAAAGAAUAGUGAAGAGCUGAAUAGUGGGAGUCCAACUUUGAAUAGGAAAGUCGGAAUGAAUUUAAAUGGUAGUGUCAAUGUUAAAACUGAAACCAUGAAGAAGAUCUUAUCACCUUUAAAGGAUCUUAAUGACGAUAAACUACAGAAAGUAGGACAAGAUUAA